Apodemus sylvaticus (European woodmouse) is the source of this 7045-nucleotide messenger RNA. RefSeq names its product roundabout guidance receptor 2 (gene Robo2). Gene Ontology annotation, molecular function: protein binding. Lineage: Eukaryota; Metazoa; Chordata; Mammalia; Rodentia; Muridae. The coding region runs from base 1008 to 5603 and encodes 1531 amino acids. The transcript is spliced from 29 exons. The record is from RefSeq and is a predicted model, not a curated record.
CCUCUCUCCCGCUUCCUUGCCUUCCCUCCUCCAAGUCCUUCCAGCCCCCGGCAGCUGCUGUAGGAGGCGGUCGCAGCGCAGGCUCUGCCGCAGAAGCAGUGACUGUCCCGAAAGGGGCUGGAGGCAGGACUGCUCCUGGAAGCUGGACCACGCGCGAGCAUCCUCAGGGCUCCCAGGUCCGGAGCUCCUGGAUCGAGCUGCGCUCGCCCACAGCAGCUGGACGCUAGAUCUCUCCGGGGCGGCCCCUCCGGGGUGGCCGCGGCCUCAGCUCAGCCCCUCCCUCUUCGCUUGCUUCUUCUCCUCGCCCUCCUCCUCGCUCCCUCACCACGUAGGAGUUCCCAUUCUCCACCCAAGCCUUUCUGCUUUCCCCCUUUCCUUCCUUUUGGAAAGCAGAGACUCCGAGGGAGGCGACCAGGCUGCGGAGGAGAGGGCCGGCUCACAAAGUGCUGCUUUGACACAUCCUUAGGAUGGAAGUUAAGUGAGAACAGAACAACACAAAACAAAACUACUCCGCGAAGUGUUGCUGCUACGGAGGAGACCAAGGGGAGAGAAAACCCGGUGGGCAGGUCAAUGGUUGUUCCGCAGCGUGUUGGCAAGUUUGUGGAACACUUUCUAGGAAUUAGGUCUUUUUUGUCCCCCCCACCAUCUUCUUGACUUCCGAAGAAAGAAGUUGUGUUUGGAUUGCAAUGGAGUCUAAGGAAACAGGGCUAGACGCACGUGAAUAGUCCCGCCAGCUGGGCUGAAUUUGUGGGAAUUUAGGAAGCCAGCCUGUGGAAGUACAGCAGCUCUGGAGUCCCUUGGGUUCAUUCGGAUGCCACCUAACAUGUCCCGUGUCAGACCUCUUCACCAACAGCUUCCGAUGUGGCCAUUUUGCUCUUCUUGACCUUAAUUAGUCUCUAGGAAAAGUCUAAACUUCGGACCUACCUCUUCUUUUGAUACUUAUUUUUGUACUUCUGCUCUCUGGGAUUGGUUUCUUACACAAUCUGGAUCCUUUUUCAUAUGUCAAAAUGAAUCCUCUGAUGUUUACACUACUAUUGCUCUCUGGAUUUCUCUGCAUUCGGAUUGAUGGAUCUCGUCUUCGUCAAGAAGACUUCCCCCCCAGGAUCGUAGAACACCCUUCUGACGUCAUCGUCUCCAAGGGAGAGCCCACCACUCUGAACUGUAAAGCAGAAGGCCGGCCCACUCCCACCAUUGAAUGGUACAAGGAUGGUGAGAGGGUGGAGACGGACAAGGAUGAUCCCAGGUCGCACAGGAUGCUUCUGCCCAGCGGAUCCUUAUUCUUUUUGCGAAUUGUUCACGGACGCAGAAGUAAACCGGAUGAAGGGAGUUACGUUUGUGUUGCACGGAACUAUCUUGGUGAAGCAGUAAGUCGGAACGCGUCUCUGGAAGUGGCAUUGUUGAGAGAUGACUUCCGGCAAAAUCCCACAGAUGUGGUAGUCGCAGCUGGAGAGCCGGCCAUCUUGGAGUGCCAGCCACCACGGGGACACCCAGAACCAACCAUCUACUGGAAAAAGGACAAAGUCCGAAUUGAUGACAAGGAAGAGAGAAUAAGUAUCCGUGGUGGGAAGCUGAUGAUCUCCAACACUAGGAAAAGCGAUGCUGGCAUGUAUACCUGUGUAGGAACCAAUAUGGUGGGAGAAAGAGACAGCGACCCUGCAGAGCUCACUGUCUUUGAACGACCCACGUUUCUCAGGAGGCCAAUUAACCAGGUGGUGCUAGAGGAAGAGGCUGUAGAAUUCCGUUGUCAGGUCCAAGGAGAUCCCCAGCCAACAGUAAGGUGGAGAAAAGAUGACGCAGAUUUGCCAAGAGGAAGGUACGAUAUCAAAGACGACUAUACCCUGAGAAUUAAAAAGGCCUUGAGUACAGAUGAAGGUACCUAUGUGUGUAUUGCUGAGAAUCGGGUAGGAAAAGUGGAAGCCUCUGCCACCCUCACUGUACGAGUUCGCCCUGUUGCUCCUCCACAGUUUGUUGUUAGGCCAAGAGAUCAGAUCGUUGCUCAGGGCCGGACAGUGACAUUCCCCUGUGAAACUAAAGGGAACCCACAGCCAGCUGUUUUUUGGCAGAAAGAAGGCAGCCAGAACCUACUUUUUCCGAAUCAACCUCAGCAGCCCAACAGCCGGUGUUCAGUGUCCCCCACGGGGGACCUCACCAUCACCAACAUUCAACGUUCAGACGCAGGUUACUACAUCUGCCAGGCGCUAACAGUGGCAGGAAGCAUUUUAGCUAAAGCACAGCUAGAAGUUACUGACGUUUUGACAGAUAGACCUCCACCCAUCAUCUUGCAAGGACCCAUAAACCAAACACUUGCGGUCGACGGUACAGCAUUGCUAAAAUGUAAAGCCACUGGAGAACCUCUGCCUGUAAUUAGCUGGCUAAAGGAGGGCUUUACUUUUCUGGGGAGAGAUCCAAGAGCCACAAUCCAAGACCAAGGAACACUGCAGAUUAAGAAUUUACGGAUUUCUGAUACUGGCACUUAUACUUGUGUGGCUACUAGUUCCAGUGGGGAGACUUCCUGGAGUGCAGUGCUGGAUGUAACAGAAUCUGGAGCAACAAUCAGUAAAAAUUAUGAUAUAAAUGACCUCCCAGGGCCACCAUCCAAACCUCAGGUCACUGAUGUUUCUAAGAACAGUGUCACCUUAUCCUGGCAACCAGGUACACCUGGAGUUCUUCCAGCAAGCGCAUACAUCAUUGAGGCUUUCAGCCAAUCGGUGAGCAAUAGUUGGCAGACAGUGGCAAACCAUAUUAAGACAACUCUCUACACAGUAAGAGGGCUGAGGCCCAACACAAUCUACUUGUUCAUGGUCAGAGCAAUCAACCCCCAAGGUCUCAGUGAUCCAAGCCCUAUGUCUGAUCCUGUACGCACACAAGAUAUCAGCCCACCAGCACAAGGAGUGGACCACAGACAGGUACAGAAGGAAUUAGGAGAUGUCAUUGUCCGUCUCCACAAUCCAGUUGUCCUGACACCUACAACUGUUCAAGUCACAUGGACGGUGGACCGACAACCGCAGUUUAUUCAGGGCUACAGAGUGAUGUACCGGCAGACUUCUGGUCUACAAGCCUCAACUGUGUGGCAGAAUCUAGACGCCAAGGUCCCGACUGAGAGGAGUGCUGUCCUUGUGAAUCUGAAAAAGGGGGUGACUUACGAAAUUAAAGUCAGGCCGUAUUUUAAUGAGUUCCAAGGAAUGGACAGUGAGUCAAAAACAGUCCGAACUACUGAGGAAGCCCCAAGUGCCCCUCCCCAGUCUGUCACUGUGCUGACAGUUGGAAGUCACAACAGCACAAGCAUUAGUGUUUCCUGGGAUCCUCCUCCAGCAGACCACCAGAAUGGAAUUAUUCAGGAAUAUAAGAUCUGGUGUCUGGGAAAUGAAACUCGAUUCCAUAUCAAUAAAACUGUGGAUGCAGCCAUUCGCUCUGUAGUGAUAGGUGGCUUGUUCCCUGGAAUUCAGUACCGGGUAGAAGUGGCAGCUAGCACAAGUGCGGGGGUUGGAGUAAAGAGUGAGCCACAGCCCAUAAUAAUUGGGGGACGUAACGAAGUUGUCAUUACUGAAAACAAUAACAGCAUAACUGAGCAAAUCACUGAUGUCGUGAAGCAACCGGCAUUUAUAGCUGGAAUUGGUGGUGCCUGCUGGGUAAUUUUGAUGGGUUUUAGCAUCUGGUUGUACUGGAGAAGAAAGAAGAGAAAGGGGCUCAGCAAUUAUGCUGUAACAUUUCAAAGAGGAGAUGCAGGACUAAUGAGCAACGGGAGCCGUCCAGGUCUUCUAAAUGCUGGUGAUCCCAAUUAUCCAUGGCUUGCUGAUUCGUGGCCAGCCACGAGUUUGCCAGUGAACAAUAGCAAUAGUGGGCCAAAUGAAAUUGGAAAUUUUGGGCGUGGAGAUGUGCUGCCUCCGGUUCCAGGCCAAGGGGACAAAACAGCAACCAUGCUCUCGGAUGGAGCCAUUUAUAGCAGCAUUGACUUCACUACCAAAACCACUUACAACAGUUCCAGCCAAAUAACACAGGCCACCCCAUAUGCCACUACCCAGAUCCUGCAUUCUAACAGCAUCCACGAACUGGCAGUUGAUCUUCCUGAUCCACAGUGGAAGAGUUCAGUUCAACAAAAAACAGAACUCAUGGGAUUUGGUUAUUCCCUACCUGAUCAGAACAAGGGGAACAAUGGUGGGAAAGGUGGAAAAAAGAAGAAAACCAAAAAUUCUUCAAAAGCGCAGAAAAACAACGGAUCCACUUGGGCUAAUGUCCCUCUACCUCCUCCUCCUGUCCAGCCCCUUCCUGGUACAGAGCUGGGCCACUAUGCUGCGGAACAAGAAAAUGGCUAUGACAGUGAUAGCUGGUGUCCGCCAUUACCGGUGCAAACAUACUUGCAUCAGGGUAUGGAAGAUGAGCUGGAAGAAGACGAAGAUCGGGUCCCAACCCCUCCUGUUCGCGGUGUGGCCUCUUCACCUGCUAUCUCCUUUGGACAGCAGUCCACUGCCACUCUUACUCCAUCCCCACGGGAAGAGAUGCAACCCAUGCUGCAAGCUCACUUGGAUGAGUUAACAAGGGCCUAUCAAUUUGAUAUAGCAAAACAAACAUGGCACAUUCAAAGCAAUACUCCACCUCCACAGCCCCCAGUUCCACCAUUAGGUUACGUGUCCGGAGCUUUGAUUUCUGAUUUGGAAACAGAUGUUCCAGAUGAGGAUGCUGAUGAUGAAGAGGAACCGUUAGAAAUUCCCAGGCCCCUCAGAGCACUAGACCAGACACCUGGGUCCAGUAUGGACAAUCUAGACAGCUCUGUCACAGGUUCAAUGGUAAAUGGAUGGGGCUCUGCAUCUGAUGAGGAGCGUAACUUUUCUAGUCAUAGAUCUAGUGUAGGUAGCUCCUCAGAUGGCUCCAUCUUUGCCAGCGGCAGCUUUGCACAAGCAUUGGUGGCAGCAGCAGAUAAAGCUGGUUUUAGGCUGGAUGGAACCAGUCUUACGAGAACAGGAAAAGCCUUUACCUCCUCUCAAAGGCAGCGACCCACCAGCCCGUUUUCUACAGACAGUAACACCAGUGCUGCCCAGAAUCAAAGCCAGAGGCCUCGGCCCACAAAAAAACACAAGGGAGGGCGAAUGGACCCACAGCCAGUGUUACCUCAUCGGAGGGAAGGGAUGCCAGAUGAUCUUCCCCCACCACCAGAUCCCCCACCAGGUCAGGGUUUAAGGCAGCAGAUAGGCCUGAGCCAACACUCUGGUAACGUGGAAAACUCAUCAGAGAGAAAAGGAAGCUCUCUAGAGAGACAACAAGCAGCCAACCUAGAAGACACAAAGAGCUCAUUGGAUUGUCCAGCUAUAACUGCUCUAGAGUGGCAGCGUCAAACCCAGGACUGGAUAAACUCUACAGAACGCCAAGAAGAAACAAGGAAAGGCCCACACAAACAAGAGCUUGGAUCAGAGGAGUCCCUGGUGCCGUAUAGCAAGCCCAGCUUCCCAUCUCCAGGUGGACACAGCUCAUCCGGAACAUCUUCCUCUAAAGGGUCCACCGGCCCUCGGAAGGCCGACGUGCUGAGGGGCAGCCACCAGAGGAAUGCCAAUGACCUGCUCGACAUUGGAUAUGUGGGCUCAAAUAGUCAAGGACAGUUUACAGAGUAACUGAGAGGGAACAUACAAAGAUGCUCUGAAGACCGUCAGGUCCAAACUCAUGGAAGUGAUAACAUUUAACAGUGCAAUGAACAAUUUCUUUAUUUAUGUACUAUUAAAAAAAACUGUAAAUGCAAUGUAAAGACACACAGCCACACAUAUCCCACAGUUAUUUUCUUGUGUCCUUCUCUUACUUACACCACCCACCUUAACUCUUUCUUGUCAGGAGUCUAUAAGAAAAAGAAAGAAAGCAAAACUCGCCCUCCAGGAAGAAAAGGAUUUUCCUCUGUAUAUAAUUUCUUUUGUGCAUUGCUAUGCAAGCUCACUCUUUUUAAACUCUGUUCAUAUUAUUGUCUGUUCUGAUUGGUCUGUUGUACUAUAUGUGAAUUAAUGGGCUGUGGUGCCAUAUAUUAACUUUUAAUUGUGUAACGUUUUAUGUUUAAAUUUUGCACUGCGAUUUUAUUUGGUGAUAAGCACAAAUCUCUACUCCUCAUGACAUGAAGAAAAGAUUGAAUGUGAAGGGAGUUUUCUGUACUGUAAGUUAGGUUGGAGAAUGCUGGUGUAACCAAUCCUGUUAGAUGGUUUUCAGUUGGGGGUGUAGAAGUAGGAAGAUGCGAAGGAAUGAUGGUGUUGGCAAAGUCUUCUUUAAACAUCAGAUACUGAGUCAAUUUUAAGAAGCAGAAAGAUGGAUGCUAUUGACUAAGGCAGGGGUCAAAAGAAGGGGGUUUAAGUCUAGACAGAAUAUGUAAUAAAGUAUGGUGGUAGCAAAGAUGUACUAACUUGCUUUAAAAAUAUUAUUAAAGUUUUAUUUAGAAUGAACUUUACUUGCCAUUGUAAUUAACCCAUCUUAGAAUUACAAUGAGCAAAAAUAAAAAUCAAGGUGUUUCAAGAGAUCUGUAUUUAUAUUACAGCUUUUAAAAAAUAGCAGUUUUGAAUUACCAUAAUUAAUCUUUCCAACUCAUUAAGUCAGACUAUUAAAUGGAGUUCCCCAAGGAAACAAUGAAAAUGAACUCUAGAAAUUCUAGCAAAUAGUUAAAGAAGCAACUUAUUCUUAGGGCAUACUCGGGUACUCUUGAAUAUGAGCUCAAUUGCAAUAUCUUGUUCAUCUUUCUAAUACAUGUACAGUACAUAUUAGAGGAAGUAGACACAUUAUUUCAGUUCAUUUCAUUUUUAAAAAAGCAAACUAAUGCAUUUUACAUACAAUUUUGUGUUUCGAUGCCACCAGGUGUAUAACCAAGUUAUAAGUGCUUAAAGGCAGUGCUCACAGUAUGUUCAGUUUCCAGUUAGUAGAUUUAUUGGACUCAAUAUUUUCUGGUACAUUCUCAGAAAUUGGCUGCCAACUAAAUCUGUUUGACCCAUUUUGAGUGAGUAAAUCGGAAAGAACAGUCAAAAGGGAGAAAAAUGCAUGUUUAUACACUUUUUAAAUAAAACCAAAUCUUGUAAGUGGACAUUAA